Messenger RNA from Rattus rattus (black rat), 849 nucleotides. RefSeq names its product trem-like transcript 4 protein. The record is from RefSeq and is a predicted model, not a curated record. The coding region runs from base 1 to 849 and encodes 282 amino acids. Lineage: Eukaryota; Metazoa; Chordata; Mammalia; Rodentia; Muridae. Gene Ontology annotation, cellular component: cell surface. The transcript is spliced from 6 exons. Gene Ontology annotation, molecular function: signaling receptor activity.
AUGGCCUGGGAGGCCACAUACCUGCUCUCCUCAGUGCUGCUGCUGCUCCUGGCCUCAGGCUCCUGGGCACAGGACCCGGAGGUACUUCGAACAUGGGAGGGCAAGACUGUUUCUGUGAAAUGCGAGUAUAAUCCCAGAUACCGCUUCAAUGUGAAGACCUGGUGUAAGGAAGUAUCAGAAGUCGCUUGUCCACCUUUAGUGUCGAGUGUCAGCAGAGGUGCUGAGAAGCUAAGAUUCUCCAUCCAGGAAGAUUCUCAGUUCAGCUUCUUCAAUGUCACCAUGACUGAGCUCAAGACGGCCGACUCGGGCAUCUAUCACUGUGGGUUCUUUGGAAAUUAUAGAAACGUCAUCAAUAUUCUCAAAACUAUCCGCCUGGUGGUGUCAAAAGCCCCACACACAACCACCCGGAUGACGACAGCCCUGGCCUCUACCCACAGCCCUGUCAUUGACAGCUCUCCAGAUAAGCCGAUGUGGAAGGUCAUCAUUGCUGGGGUGCUUGUGGCCACUCUGUUAGUGCUUGGACUUGUCAUCCUUGUGGUCCUGUACCUAAAGAAACCUCGAGAAAAAGCCCAGAACGUCGGGAAUAAAUGUCACCAUAUCUACGAGGACUUUUCAGGCCAGAAGGAAGAGACCACUAACUUCAAUCAGCAGGUCCUCUCCAGCGAGGACACUGAGAACAUCUGCUAUGCCUCUCUCAUCCAUCUAAACCACGUGAGCCCUCAGGGCUCCCAGUACAGGAACACCCAGCCCUCUGGUGACCCGAUUCUGUCUGUGGAAUAUGCCAGCAUCUCUAGAAAUGGACUCGGGUCUUCCAAGUCAAAUGCCCAAGAGGUGGAGACCAGGGACUGA